UGUUGUCAACCGCGACCGCCGCCAACAUCACUGGAGAACAGGCAAGCCGCGAACAAGACAACGGCGCUUAUUGUUCCGGCUUUGUUGAUAGGGAUUGUUGGCUAUGUCACCUGGGUUGUGGUCGUCCUUAUAGGCAGUCGAAACGGCACAGGAAUCGCCGUUAUAGUGCUAUACUUUGUAUUCUUCUUUCCGAUGACAAUUAGCUAUCUACGACUUCUCAUGACUAUACCACAUCCCGGGUAUAUCGAANAAGGAAGCCCUACAGCUGCUACUCCAGUCAGGCCAGCAACAGAAGCUCCUCCUCAGCAUAACAUCCAGGCUUCAUGUACGAGUACCAAGGUCCAGGAUGGUACGAAUCAGUCCGCCGACAAGAAGUACACUUCAACUCCUCAGGAGCCUGCAGUUACGUUACUAGACACGAAAGCCAUCUUGAGUGGCGAAUUACCGCCACCACCAGGUACAGAACGCUUCUACUCGAGGGAUGUCUUUGCUUGCGAUCAGAAUGGCCUUCCAAUCUGGUGCGGCGUUUGUAACAACUGGAAGCCAGAUCGAUCACAUCACGGCAGCGAUGUUGGUCGAUGUGUCUUGAAGAUGGAUCAUUUCUGUCCGGUUCGAGGAGUCGUGGGAGAGCGAAACUUCAAUUUCUUCAUUCAAUUCUGCUCGUACGCUGGAAUUUAUGCUUUAUUUGUUAUGAUCGUUAUGGCUAUCUUUGUCGCUGAAGCCAGAGGCAGAGGAAACUCACCAGGUGGCAACUGGGUCGCUGGUGUAACCCUCGGAGCUGUUUUCACGCUAUUCGCAGGCGGAAUGGCGAUGACUAGUAUCGGACUUGCCCUGAAGAACCUCACAACUAUUGACAACAUCGGUCACCAGAGAAGAGUCAUGCACAUCGCCGUACUAGUUGACUCUUCGCAACAUCGGCAACCUAGACCUAUGUCAACAGACCACGUUAAACCAACACAUGGAUCAGAAGACGACGAAGACNCCUGGCAGGGCACAAUCACAUAUCCGUUGACAGUGAUGCCUGAUGCAUCUUCAAAGACAACGUUACCACCACCUACAUCAUCGCCACCUAGAACAUUCGCCAUAUUGCGCACACAUCCUGGCAUGAAUCCUUGGAACCUUGGGGCUUUCCGAAACCUCAAAUCUAUCAUGGGCAACCGUUGGUAUGACUGGUUCUUGCCUCUACGACACUCGCCUUGCUGCAACCACGACCGUGGCGAUAGUAUGUACGAACUCGGUCCGGAUGUUGAGCGACUGAAGGUUGACGCCGGUCUAUCGUCUUCGAGUAGCAGAGGCGGAUCGAGUAGACGCAAGCACAGGAAACACCGGCACCGCAGAGAAGACUCCGAAGAUGUAGAUAUCAUGGGUUCUACACUGGCAAAUGUCAACGGCUCGACAGGGAGGGAGCAGAACAGCUUUGAGUCAGCCUAG
Molecule: messenger RNA, 1431 nt
Organism: Aureobasidium vineae
Lineage: Eukaryota; Fungi; Ascomycota; Dothideomycetes; Dothideales; Saccotheciaceae
Source: the annotation of a GenBank genome assembly